CUUCGCUGCUGCAUCUGUCGGAGCCAUCGGAGCGAAAGGGGGGCUUCCUCUGCUCUUCACAUGUCGUCGUCCCCGCCGCCGCCGUAUCGUCUGUCUGGGAAAAUACCGUCAAAUGAGAGCAAGUGUCUGUUUUGGUGGGGGGAUUAACCAUCCGGAACCGAUCGGCUCUGUCUGCGUGAAAUAGGGAAUGAACGACGAGACAGCAUCGGACAGCUGGAAGAGAAACUCUGGGUGCUCCAGUAUUGAGCAAAUGCUGGCUGUGAAUCCCGGAAAGACGCCCAUCAGUCUGCUGCAGGAGUAUGGAACGCGGAUAGGCAAGACCCCAGUGUAUGACCUGCUGAAGGCCGAGGGACAGGCCCACCAGCCCAACUUCACGUUCCGCGUCUCCGUCGGAGAGAUCAGCUGCACCGGCCAAGGGCCCAGCAAGAAGGCAGCCAAGCACAAAGCAGCCGAGGCUGCUCUGAAGAUGCUCAAGGGAGGCCUCGGAGGUCCCGCUGGAGUUGGUGUUGGAGUAGACGGGUUUAUUGGGGUUGACGUGUCUGCUGAUGGAGACAGCUCCCAGUCAGAGAUGAAGACCUCAGGCAGUUCUCAGCAGUCUGAAUGUAACCCUGUAGGAGCUCUGCAGGAAUUGGUGGUACAGAAAGGAUGGCGUUUGCCAGAGUACACAGUCACCCAGGAGUCUGGUCCAGCGCACCGCAAAGAGUUCACAAUGACCUGCAGAGUUGAGAGAUUUGUCGAAAUCGUCUCCUGUUCCUCUCCAGGAAGUGGAACCUCAAAGAAGCUAGCCAAGAGAAAUGCAGCAGCCAAGAUGUUGUCGCGUAUACACGACGUCCCAGUCGACCUGAGGACCAGCAACGACGCUGACACAGAAGAUGACACUUUCACCAUGCACAUGGGAAGCAGAGCUGAGUCGGGCAAAAGCAAAGGCUUCAGCUGCACGUGGGACUCCCUGCGUAACUCUGCUGGAGAGAAGAUCCUCCAUCUCCGCAGCCACCCUCUGGGCAUGCCGUCUGACUCCAACUUCUGCUCUUUGCUGAGCGACCUGUCAGCAGAGCAGCGCUUUGACGUCAGCUACCUUGAUCUAGAGGAGCGUAGUCUGAGCGGCCUGUGCCAGUGUCUGGUGGAGCUGUCCACACAGCCAAUCACAGUGUGCCACGGCUUCGCCCCGAGCAUAGACGCCGCUCGAGCCAAUGCAGCCCACAAUGCACUGCAGUACCUCAAAAUCAUGGCUGGAGGGAAGUGACGUCAUCCUCACAGACUCAAACUCGCAGCUGCACAGUGCCAGGAUGAAUUUCCACUUUGGACAAAGGAUGCACUUUUGUGAUGAGUUCAAAUAACAUGAAUUACCUCAAAUUUGGAAAUAGAGACUUUUUCUGUCCCUGGGUGAACCCCUGGAGCCCUUUUUUGGUCACAUGGAUUUCUUAUUAUUGCCAAUGAAGAUUUAGCUUCCCAAAAACUCAUGAACCCCCUCUCCUAGACAUUUUGUGUAUUUGUCAAAUUAUUUUAAAAUGCUUUUGUUUGCUCAGUCUCCAUGAGCAGCUCUUUAUUUCCUUAAAAAGAUCAAGUUUAAAAAGUCUUUAUCUGAAAUCAUAAAAGGUGCUCUUGCAGUGAGUUCCCAAAAUCCUGCAGACAAAUUCUGACGCAAACGGUCAAAGGGGUUUGUAGAAAUUGGGCAACGGAAUCACCAAUUAUUGAUGCAUCGUUUAAUUCCCGUUCACAUGGAUCUCAAGCCAUGUGACGAAACAUGGAGAGAAAAGGACUCUGCUGAAUCAGUAUCAGAGAAUAAUUGUGACUGCCUUGUUUUCAGAUGAGCUCUUACUGAAAAUGUAGCUUUUGUUGUUUAAUUUGAACCCUAAAAACUCAAACAGUUUGUCUCUGUGAUGUUUUUAAUGUUGGGCCUUAAAGAGUGCAGUCAGUUGAAAAUUACCAUGUUAUCUUUGCUACAUUGUGAAAUCAAAUAAGGUUUAAAAAUGUUGCAAAUGAACCCUUUCUAAUCAUGUUACUCUUUAGCGUUCCAAAAGUAGGAACUGUGAUAAGAACCAGAUGCUGCUUUAAAAUGUGCCAUUUAGUCCUAUAACUCGACUUCUAGCACACAGUAGUUGCACGAGGAGCUCUAUUAAUCCAUCUGCAAGAUGCUUUUCUGAUUUGGGUGAAAUAGGAAGUACUGCGAGUCUUCUGAUGGAGCAUUGUUGUCGUUCAAUCAUUAAACACACUAAAACCAUUGUAGACCAGACAAACAAAGCUACCAUAAAUUCUUAUGUGGAGUUUAAAUGAUAUCCCUUAAGAAUGUUUUUUGUGCUCAUUAUGACCAGUACUGUUUCAUUUAUAAUUUAAACCCCUGUGAGAUUUCUUUUUCUGUCAGUGCGAGUCCUUUAAUGAUAUUAGAAAAUAGAUGAAGGUGAUUUUCCAGGUUUCUCAAACUACCUGUUUUGUCUUAGUGUAAGGAUUCAUUGCUUACCUACCUUACUGUGUUUGUAAAUUGGUUCAUAUACUGUCUUGCAUUCAUCUGACAUGAGCAUUGAAAACAGUACACAGUUUGCACUACUUAAAAAUUUAUUAUGUCCUUUGCGCAAUGCAGGCUGACCAUGUUUCUGUACUCCCACUGGUACACAGUACAGAGUAUUUUCUGUAACCUCAUUCUGAGAAAAGGCAGAUCUGUAUAUUGUUAUUCUGAUGACUGAAAUAAGGAACUAAUGGCUGGUUUUUAGUGAAUUUUAAGUGCUGACACCAUUGAGGUCAAUGCUGACAUCAAUACAUUUGAGAUAGACUUCUUUCUUGUGGUAGUAGAAAGUAAUUAUUAAUUAAAAAGUAUGAGCUCUAUGUCAAAUUGACUCUGUUUCCAAUAAAAACCUUUUUUGUAAAUUUUA
Micropterus salmoides (largemouth bass) is the source of this 2867-nucleotide messenger RNA. RefSeq names its product TAR (HIV) RNA binding protein 2 (gene tarbp2). The transcript is spliced from 7 exons. Gene Ontology annotation, biological process: regulation of viral transcription; regulation of miRNA processing; regulation of siRNA processing. Lineage: Eukaryota; Metazoa; Chordata; Actinopteri; Centrarchiformes; Centrarchidae. The coding region runs from base 188 to 1243 and encodes 351 amino acids. The record is from RefSeq and is a predicted model, not a curated record. Gene Ontology annotation, cellular component: RISC-loading complex. Gene Ontology annotation, molecular function: double-stranded RNA binding; siRNA binding; pre-miRNA binding.